AUGGACAUUAUAAAUAGAAAGUCUGAUAAAGAUAGUAUUGAGUGUUCAGAAGGAUCCUCAGAGAAGUAUCUUAAGGAAGAUAGACUAUCUGCUCCCCCUGGCAUUAGUACCUAUGACACUUUCAGUAUUGAUAAUGUGUUCUGUACAUCAAGCGAGCCAGUUGAUAUUACCUUUAAUGAAGUGAAUACUCAACACUCAGGAGAGAGCAUUGUCAAGCAUGAUAAUAGCUUUAUUCAGGCAAUGUUUAAUUUUAUAAAGUCCUUCAUUGGGAUUGGAGUAAUCUCUAUUGCUUCAAUGGUUAAGCAUGCUGGGAUAGCAAAUGCUGCAAUUUGAAUAAUAUUCACUGCAAUUUUAUCUAUAAUUGGCACAAAUCUUACUAUUAGUGCAAGAGAAAAAAUUCUCAGAGAUGAUUUUGAAAAUGAAGAGUUUGUAGGUAGAAGAACUCUUGAUUCUGUACAAAUUGCCAGGUCAUUUGAAAGUCAAGCCCAGCCACAAAGAGAGGACAGAAUUGAUGCAGAUCAGAAUAGGUCAUUCCAGUCUUUACCUAAUGGUGACAAUGCUUCAUUAGACACAAACCAACUGCUGCUUUAUAACAAUUAUCUCAAGUCAUAUGCAGAAAUGGGGCAGAGAUGAUUCGGAGAGAAUGGAUAUUAUUUUUGAACACUCCUUUUAGCCUUGAACCAAAUAAUAGUGGUCACCGCUUACAUGAGAUUCUUUGAUGAGUACUUUAAAGCGUAUGCAAUGCUUGCAACACUUAUUCCAACUUGAAUGUUUAUGGAUCUCAAAUCGAUCUCUUUAUUUUCUACAAUUUCAAUAUUUCUCAUUGUCCAUUGCUUGUUUUUAAUACUUGGAGUCUCAAUUAGUGAUAUCCCUGAUAGCAAUUUUGAUGAAAUCACUUAUCUCGAAUAUUUUGAAUUCCCUCUCUUCUUUGGAGCUUCUGUCUUUAUGUUUGAGGGAGAUAUGGUUUGAAUGAAUAUUCAAGAUUCUAUGAAAAAUCCAAAACGAUUUAAGUUACUUUCCUUCUGAUCGCUAACCUUUAUCACAGUCAUGUGAUUCAUAGUAUGAUUUAUUCCUUACCUAGCAUAUGGAAAUGGAAUAUCUGAUCCAAUAAUCAACUCUAUAUCGAUUGAGGCAGUUAGAGAUUACCUCAAAGUGGCUUAUACAGCUGCUAUUGGGUUUGGAUGUCCAUUAAUGGUGUAUCCUCUAUGAGAAAUAUGCUACAGAUCUGUUAUCAUUGAUCCAUAUAUUUCUCUGUUCAAAAACUACCCACUGUCAAAGUUCUACAUUGCAGCUGUAGUAUCUUUAUGCUUCUGAUAUUUCUUCAGCAAAGUGAUACCUGGGAUAGGAAGCUUUAUUAAUAUUUCUGGUGCGCUAUUGGGGCCUACUUCAACAAUUAUUAUGCCAGUUGCCUUCUAUUUCAAAGCAUAUGGGAAGGAUGUCCCUAUGUAUGAGUUUUCCCUUUACAUAUCCAUCUGAUUGAUCUCAGGAAUAAUGGGGUUGAUCUCCUUUGUUGCCACAAUAAUUGAUGAAAGUGAUUAACCUAAUCAUCCAUUUCAAUUUGUUCACCCA
This is a messenger RNA of Moneuplotes crassus, 1569 nucleotides long. The record is from the annotation of a GenBank genome assembly. NCBI's taxonomy places the organism in Eukaryota, Ciliophora, Spirotrichea, Euplotida, Euplotidae.